Macadamia integrifolia is the source of this 535-nucleotide messenger RNA. RefSeq names its product 40S ribosomal protein S28. The coding region runs from base 159 to 356 and encodes 65 amino acids. Gene Ontology annotation, cellular component: cytosolic small ribosomal subunit; ribosome. NCBI's taxonomy places the organism in Eukaryota, Viridiplantae, Streptophyta, Magnoliopsida, Proteales, Proteaceae. Gene Ontology annotation, biological process: ribosomal small subunit assembly; maturation of SSU-rRNA; translation. Gene Ontology annotation, molecular function: structural constituent of ribosome. The transcript is spliced from 2 exons. The record is from RefSeq and is a predicted model, not a curated record.
UUUCCUUCCCUCUCCAGGCUCUCCUGUUUGGUGGACCGGCGGCCCAAACAGUUCCUCUUCCCUCACUAUAAGAAUCGAAACUAGGGUUUUCCUAACACUACGAAGUUUGCGAAUUGGUGCAGCGGCUGCCUCAUCUUCCUCUCGUGCCAGAGCUCAGGAUGGAUAGUCAGGUGAAGCUUGCUGUUGUGGUGAAGGUGAUAGGUCGAACAGGAUCCAGAGGUCAGGUGACCCAGGUGAGGGUAAAGUUUCUGGAUGACCAGAAUCGGCUUAUUAUGAGGAACGUGAAGGGACCCGUCCGGGAGGGAGAUAUUCUCACCUUGCUUGAGUCUGAAAGGGAAGCUAGGAGGUUGCGUUGAGUGUUGGUUCAACACUGUUAUCGUUUGAUUUGUUUUUUAUAGCACCUAAUUUCUGGCUAAGAUUCGUGGUUAUGGCAAUACUUCGUGGUCUAAUCUUCGGAGUAUCAGUUUUGAACUUGUAAUGAGGAUGGAUGAGUCCAAUACUAAUACUUAAGAUGGGGAAACUGUUUUUGAGGUAA